AUGGCAACUGAACUUCGUAGAAAACUGGUUAUUGUGGGAGACGGUGCAUGUGGUAAAACAUGUCUUUUAAUUGUGUUUUCAAAGGGCACCUUCCCAGAAGUUUAUGUUCCCACUGUCUUUGAAAACUAUGUUGCUGAUGUAGAGGUUGAUGGACGUCACGUAGAAUUGGCCUUGUGGGAUACUGCCGGUCAAGAAGAUUAUGACCGCUUGAGACCCUUGUCUUAUCCGGACUCUCAUGUUAUUCUUAUUUGUUUCGCUGUCGAUUCUCCCGAUUCCCUUGACAAUGUCCAAGAGAAAUGGAUUUCCGAAGUCCUUCACUUCUGCUCUAGUCUCCCUAUAUUGCUUGUCGCUUGCAAGGCUGAUUUGCGCCAUGAUCACAAGAUCGUUGAAGAACUCUCCAAAACUCAACAACAUCCUGUUAGUAGCGAAGAGGGUCAAACCGUCGCUCAGAAAAUCGGUGCUUACAAGUAUUUGGAAUGCUCUGCCAAGACAAACGAGGGCGUUCGUGAAGUUUUCGAGUCUGCUACCCGUGCUGCUAUGUUGAAGCACAAGCCAAAGACCAAGCCUUCCAGUGGUAGCAAAAAGAAGAAGCGUUGCAUUUUGAUGUAA
This is a messenger RNA of Schizosaccharomyces osmophilus, 609 nucleotides long. RefSeq names its product Rho family GTPase Rho1 (gene rho1). Gene Ontology annotation, molecular function: GTP binding; GTPase activity. The record is from RefSeq and is a predicted model, not a curated record. Bases 1 to 609 code for a protein of 202 amino acids. Lineage: Eukaryota; Fungi; Ascomycota; Schizosaccharomycetes; Schizosaccharomycetales; Schizosaccharomycetaceae. The transcript is spliced from 2 exons. Gene Ontology annotation, biological process: small GTPase-mediated signal transduction.